Molecule: messenger RNA, 1176 nt
Organism: Zonotrichia leucophrys gambelii
Lineage: Eukaryota; Metazoa; Chordata; Aves; Passeriformes; Passerellidae
Gene: ANGPTL5
Product: angiopoietin like 5
Exons: 8
Coding region: 1-1176 (391 amino acids)
Source: RefSeq, a predicted model, not a curated record
AUGAACCACCACUUUAGGGUAACUUCAUUUAUUUGUCUUAAUAUUUUUUUGUUUGGUUUAGGAGAGACUGUCAUAAAUAAUGGCGAACCUUGUUCACCUAAGGACACAAGGAAUGUUGGAGCUGUGGAGGAACCACUCCAGGCAGAAGAGAAAAAUAAAUCUGCAGAUAUUUCAAAACACAAAGAACAAUGCCUUGUACCAUGUGAUGCUCAAGCUAAAAUUUUACGAGGGGACAAACAUUACAUGUGCAGAAAUUUGCAGAACUCUCUCGCUGAAUAUGCCAGAAGUACAAAAAAGCUGGUAAGAGACAUGAUGGAUGAUCAACAGUCUUCGCUGGAUUACCUUUCUAAUCAGGUAAAUGAACUUAUGAACAAACUUGUUCUUUUGAACACAGUACUUUUGAGAAAACAUCUGGAUCCACUCCCUUAUAAAGCAGUUCAAUCUCAUGGUUUGGACUGCACUCAUAUUAAAGAUACUGUUGGUUCAGUUUCAAAAACUCCAAGUGGUCUGUACAUUAUCCAUCCAGAAGGAUCAAAUUAUCCUUUUGAGGUUUUGUGUGAUAUGGAUUUUCGAGGAGGUGGAUGGACUGUGAUUCAGAAAAGAACUGAUGGAAUUGUUCAGUUUCAGAGAACAUGGUCUGAAUAUCUGGAUGGAUUUGGUGACCUUACUGGAGAAUUUUGGCUUGGACUGAGGAAGAUUUUUGACAUCGUAAAUCAAAAGGCCACUCAUUUCAGUCUUUAUGUGGAUUUGGAAUCAGAAAAUGACAAGCAUGCCUAUGCCUCAUAUGAUGGAUUUUGGAUAGAGGAUGAAUCAUGUUAUUUUAAGAUCCAUUUGGGGCAUUAUUCAGGAAAUGCUGGUGAUGCAUUUAGAGGAUAUAGAAGAGAAGAUAACCAAAAUUCCAUGCCUUUCAGCACGUUUGAUGUUGAUAAUGAUGGAUGCAGGCCAAUGUGCACUAUUAAAGGACAGCCAGUAAAGAGCUGCAGUAACUUCAGUGAUAACACAGGAUGGUGGUUCAACAAGUGUGGCCUUGCAAAUCUUAAUGGUGUUCAUCGCUACAGAGGGAGAUUCCUUGCAACUGGCAUUCACUGGGAUACAUGGACAAUGAACAAAAAGCCAGUCAAAAUUAAAUCAGUUUCAAUGAAAAUUCGGAGAACCAAUUAUCCAUAUUUCCAUUAA